This is a messenger RNA of Protopolystoma xenopodis, 309 nucleotides long. Lineage: Eukaryota; Metazoa; Platyhelminthes; Monogenea; Polystomatidea; Polystomatidae. The record is from the annotation of a GenBank genome assembly.
AUGACUGAAAGCAACGAUUGCUCAUCCUCUGUAAUUGGAAGGAUGUUGGCGCCACCGGGUAGUGGCCUGGUCUCCCGGUCCACGCCAACUCUAUGGGCUACACUGUCAUCAAGCACUUCAGUAAGAGAUAACAACUCCAAUCUACUGCACUCAGAAUUAACAAAUUCGCACAAACAAGGAGUUUUUCAGCCCUCCAUGGAUGGGUCUUUUUACUCUGCUGCCCCGUUUCGGCCGCUCCAUAUCCAGUCCAAUGUUCCUGAACGUGCUGAUAGUGCUGCACCAUUAGCUGGCCUCAUCGUAUAUAGCUAG